GUACUGUGCUAAUAAUAACUCCCAGCUCUCACUGUCCUCACUGAUUAUUUAAAUACGGACAACUACGAAACUCCAUUCACUCAGAUCAAAAAUACACAAUCACACCCAGAGAGAUAACUAUAGAGAUAGAGAGAUCGUCGAGAGAGAUUAGUAUUUUGAAAUGCUUCGUUUGAAUCACACCUCUCGGCCAUGGUCUUCACCUAUUCCUACUCAAAUUUAUCCUUCCCGCAGAGAGUCAAUGUCAUGUCCAUGUUGGUGGAAACAGACAUCAGCUAUACAUGCAAGGAAGUGGGAAGAAAAUUCUUGUAUGGUGUGGGACAAAGCAAAUAACAAUAAGAUCUUGAAGGUGGAUCUCAAAAGUCGUCUUCAGCAUGUGCAGGGUAAAGAUAAACUUAUGAUGUCGUAUCUGUCAUGCUAUUCCCUGGGUAGAAUGACACAACAAAUAUCCAGCAAUGCAGUGUUUAAUAUGCUUAAAGACAUACUACUCUUUGUGAUUCGGACGUCUGCAGCUACAAGCUCUCCUUUUGCUUGUAUAUCAAACUCCCUGAAUAAGCCAACACCUCUUAAGUUGGAUAUAAUUCUGCCUUCAAUACGAGAUAUUAGAUGGAAUUUUGCACGAUUAUUGUAUUUGUUCAACAUACGGCUUGAGAGAAAUGUCGCGACGUUUUUAGUGGUGCUUCUUGUAGCAUGCUUUUCAUUUGUUAUGAUUGGAGGUCUUCUCUUCUAUAACUUCAGGGGUAGUACACAGUCUCUAGAGGACUGCUUUUGGGAGGCUUGGGCAUGCCUUAUUUCUUCCUCUACUCAUCUACGACAAAGAACACGCGUUGAGCGUGUAAUUGGCUUCAUUCUUGCUAUAUGGGGGAUCCUUUUUUAUUCUCGCCUGUUGAGCACGAUGACAGAACAGUUCAGACACAAUAUGCAAAAGCUUAGAGAAGGAGCACAAAUGCAAGUUCUGGAAACUGAUCAUAUUAUCAUUUGUGGAGUUAACAGUCAUCUGACCUUCAUAUUAAAACAGCUAAAUAAGUAUCAUGAGUUUGCUGUUCGAUUAGGUACUGCGACGGCUAGGAGGCAACGGAUUCUUCUUUUGUCUGAUCUCCCUAGAAAACAAGUGGAUAAAAUUGCAGAGAACAUUGGUAAAGAUCUCAAUCACAUUGACAUCCUUACAAAGAGCUGCAGUCUGAGCAUGACAAUAUCAUUUGAAAGAGCAGCAGCCAAUAAGGCACGUGCCAUUAUUAUAUUGCCAACAAAGGGGGAUAGGUAUGGAAUUGAUACGGAUGCAUUUCUAUCUGUGCUUGCCCUUCAACCCCUUCCAGAUAUGGGUUCUGUCCCUGCCAUUGUUGAGGUCUCGAGUUCCAAUACAUGUGAACUCUUAAAAACGAUAUCAGGAUUAAAGGUCGAGCCUGUGGAAAAUGUUGCUUCCAAAUUAUUUGUUCAGUGCUCUCGGCAGAAGGGACUGAUAAAAAUUUACAGACACUUGCUUAACUAUCGAAAAAAUGUAUUCAAUCUUUACAAUUUUACUAACCUAACAGGGUUGAAGUACAAGCAAAUACGGCGUGGAUUUCAAGAGGCAGUUGUAUGUGGUAUUUAUCGAAGAGGAAAAGUAGAUUUCCACCCAAAUGAUGAUGAAGUUCUAGAGCAAGAUGACAAAGUAUUGUUCAUUGCACCUAUUCCUGGAAAGAAAAAACCAUAUUUAGCAUCUCCAGACGUUAUCAGUGAAGAUGUCAGUGGCAUUCAUAAUCUUGUACAAGUGAAUAAGAAUGUUGAAUCCCUAAGUUUCGCCCAACAUAUGGAAAAGCUGCGGUUUGAGAAUAUAGUCAAACGGCCCAAAAAAUCAGGUUCAAAGGCUUCAGACUGGACAGUAGGACCCAAAGAAUGGAUCCUAAUGGUUGGAUGGCGACCUGAUGUUGUGGAAAUGAUUAAUGAGUAUGACAAUUAUCUUGGACCCGGCAGUGUGUUGGAGAUAUUAUCGGAUGUGCCAAUAGAAGAUAGAAAUAGGGCCAGAGACCUUGCUGGUCAAGGCAAGCUAAAAAAUGUGAAGGUUUUCCACAGGAUUGGAAACCCAAUGGAUUACACCACUUUAAAAGAAACCAUAACAAAUAUUCACAAGCCAUCCACGAAAGGUGGAGAUAUUCCAUUUUCUAUUGUCGUGAUUUCUGACAGAGAGUGGCUACUUGGAGAUCCGUCCAGAGCAGAUAAGCAUUCGGCAUACUCUCUACUUCUAGCUGAAAGUAUCUGUAACAAACUUGGUGUAAAGGUCCAGAAUCUAGUAGCUGAAAUUGUUGAUUCAAAACUUGGAAAACAAAUUACAAGAAUUAAGCCAUCCCUAACUUAUAUUGCAGCAGAGGAAGUAAUGAGCCUUGUAACUGCUCAAGUGGCAGAAAACAGCGAUUUAAAUGAGGUCUGGAAGGAUAUUCUGAAUGCAGAUGGUGAUGAAAUAUAUGUGAAGGACGUUGGCCUAUACAUGAAGGAGGGGGAGAAUCCAUCGUUUGCUGAACUCUCUGAAAGAGCGCAUUUACGAAGAGAGGUCGCUAUCGGUUACGUGAAAAAUAAUAAUAAGGUCAUAAAUCCAGUCUCCAAGUUGGAACCCCUCUCACUUGAACUAAAUGAUUCACUAAUUGUAAUAUCGGAGCUGGAAGGAGUACAGCCUCUGCCUUUGGGAUCUGAGAGUUAGGUAUCUUCACAAGUGCUUGAUGCUUCUCUGUGUUCUGCCUGGGAACACGUUGUUUCCUUAAAUGUGUGCUAAAGUGUGACGAGCAGGUCGAGCAGGUUCGAUAUCGCAAAAUCGAUAUUACGUGAACUGGAUAUAAUCGCAAGAUAAUAUCGAUACACUUGCAUGGAAGUAUCUGUAGACCAAGGAGUGAGAUAUGGCCUCUUGAAGAUUCGAACAGGAUUCCCUUUUUCACUUGGCAACGUUUUGGCCCUCCCGUCUUGUAGAGGCAGAAUGCAAAGUGUGAGAUAUUCUUAGUUAACUUCGUUUUCCUCUGAUAAUUCAUAAGGUGUUUUCGGAUUUGGUUUUUUACCAGAAUGCAGUGCACGAGGGCAAACAUGUUGUAAUCGUUAUGAUCAAUAAUCAACAAAAUGAAAAUCAAAUUACUUUGUCUC
Molecule: messenger RNA, 3102 nt
Organism: Daucus carota subsp. sativus
Lineage: Eukaryota; Viridiplantae; Streptophyta; Magnoliopsida; Apiales; Apiaceae
Product: putative ion channel POLLUX-like 2
Exons: 24
Coding region: 161-2671 (836 amino acids)
Biological process (GO): monoatomic ion transport
Source: RefSeq, a predicted model, not a curated record